Portunus trituberculatus (swimming crab) is the source of this 2522-nucleotide messenger RNA. RefSeq names its product 5' exonuclease Apollo-like. Lineage: Eukaryota; Metazoa; Arthropoda; Malacostraca; Decapoda; Portunidae. The coding region runs from base 342 to 2144 and encodes 600 amino acids. Gene Ontology annotation, biological process: double-strand break repair via nonhomologous end joining; protection from non-homologous end joining at telomere; interstrand cross-link repair. The record is from RefSeq and is a predicted model, not a curated record. The transcript has 7 exons. Gene Ontology annotation, molecular function: damaged DNA binding; 5'-3' DNA exonuclease activity.
AUAUAACAAUAAGUCUUAUAGAGACAUUAUACAGACAUUCUUUUAAUUCUUGAAGUUAGUGGAUCUGUGUGUUAAGUGUUGUUGACUCGUUGAGUCUUUUUAACACCUCACCACCGCAUACCGCACCUUUGGGGGUACUAGAGGCUGUGACUCCCAGCCUCCAUGGCCCCAACAAACCCCUAAAGAAGUUGAGUCGUUGCCGUGGUCACGCUGGUGGCGAUUGGCGACUGGCGAGGUAAAGAUAAUCCAGUUGAUGUUCACUGGGUGUAGGACUGUGAGAUCUGACACUUCAAGUAUAUUAAAACUGGUUUAAUUUCAUUGACAAGAUACUGUAAUGCACAAUGGCCGGCUGCGUGAUUAAUGCAACGCCCAUCGCGGUAGAUUUCUGGAGGCCAACAAAAGUUCCACAGGCACGUCUGUUCUUCCUCACUCAUCUUCACAGUGAUCACAUGGAAGGACUGACAUCUUCAUGGCGACUCCCUCUCUACACUUCUCCCAUCAAUGCUCUCUUACUAAAAAAUAAAUUCAAGCUGCCAGACAGUGUAGUGCAUGAGUUGGAAGUUGGGCAGAGCUACUUGAUUCCCUUGGAUGAAGGAAAUAACAACAACAUCACCGUCACUGUCAUUGAUGCCAACCAUGUUCCUGGGGCAGUCAUGUUCCUCUUCCAGGGCUAUUUUGGCAACAUCCUGUACUGUGGGGACAUGAGGUGGGACCCUGAGAUGUUGGAAGACCCAGUGUUGCGGGAUGUGGUGCAGCAACGUGCUCUAGAUACACUGUACAUGGACAACACCUACUCUGCACCUUAUUGCCAGUUUCCCUCCAGAGAAGAAGCCAAACAACAGAUCUUUAAGAUAAUUGACAUGUAUCCAGAUCACGAAAUAAAAAUUGGCAUAAACACUCUUGGACGGGAGAAACUGCUUGAAGACAUUGGCAAAAGAUAUGGUGAGAGAAUUCUUGUCAGUCAAGAGAAAUAUGACCAGCUUCAGUUGCUUGGCUGCUUUGAUGUCUUCACUACUGACCCUCAGCAGUCACGAAUUCAUACUUUUCCCAAGAAACAGAUGCAGUUAUCUUUACAUAAAAGAUGGAAUGAGAAAUAUCAGACAAUUAGCAUCAUUCCAUCAGCUCUUUAUGCAGGUUGGAAAAAUGGACCUUAUAGCUCACAGGCAAGCAAUGGCAUGCAUGUCAUACCAUACAGUGAUCACUCAUCUUAUUCAGAGCUGAUGGAAAUGGUGUCACAGUUGGCCCCUCAUCAGAUAUUCCCAAUAGUUAAGUAUUGGCCAAAAUCUGGAUGGUGGGCUGAUCCAUCUGCUCCUGAUCAAAACUUAAAAACUGAUAUGACAGUGUACAGACAUCUGCUCUCUGUACCACCACCUGAUCCAGUUGUAAUUCCAGAAGAUGUGAUCAAAGUGAUGAGUAUGAAAGCCCCUAGAUUAUUCCAAGCUCGGCCUCAGCGAUGUGCCCUGCGUUAUGGGCUAUCGCCCAGACGUAAUAAAGCUCGAGGAGUGGUCUUUACAUCUCCUGGAUGUCACUCCUUACCAUCUUUGUCUUGGACACCAUCAACAACACCAACAUCAUUUACUACUCGAGGAAGUGGUAGAUUAGACUUUCAUUCUCCCAAGCAAGUAGAUUUCAAGGAGUCUCCAAGAUCAGUGAAGUAUGAUGUUAGAUACCCUUCACAUAGUGUCACUGGAAAUGAAUUACAGUAUGGGCAUGUACAGAAUCAUAGACCUAUGAAAAGAAGUACACCAGUGGACUUUAUUGAUUCUCAUAAAAGUGUCAGAAUGAUAAGUGAAGAAUAUCAACCUAUCAGUUCCAGAAAUUUUGUUAGCAAAAUAAAUAAUGAUGGGAACAAUCAACAGCCAAGAGACCAUAUUGCAUCAUCAGCCAGAUCACCAACAGUGAAGUCGACAGAAAAGUUUCCAUCAAAUGAAGUGGAAAUAGAUUUGGAAAUGGAAAAUAAAUCACAAAAUGUUUUAGCCAUAAGAAGAGAUGCCUUGCUGAGAGAAACUAUUGAAUUCAUAAAAGUAAAAACUGAAGAAAUUAAUUCUCACACAACCUGCAGCACAACAGAGGAAUUGAGAGGUAUGGUGAAAGAUGCAAGCUUAAUUUUGGAGUCUCUUUCAUGUCUUGAUUUUGUUUUAUAAAUUAUCCUUUUAUUUAUAAAAAAAAUAUAUAUUGUGAUUGUUACCUUUUGUAGUUACCUAAAAGAAAAAAGUUAUUUUUAAGUAUGUUUUGAUAUACAGUGAUUUUUGUCAAAUGUGACAUGGUUAUGGAGUAGGAACAUAUAGGUGAUAAAUUUGUCCAUUUGGGCAUGAAAGAUGAUGUACCUUAGGCAUACUAUAUCAAGUACAUACAGAUGUAAUUAUCAGUAGGAGAGGUAUUACAGUUAUUGUGUAAUUUUAUAUAUUUAUGUAUGAUGCAUACUUUGAAUAUUUUUCAUCAUAAAGCUCAUUAUUAAAAGAUUGCUUUAUAAUCUGUAGUUACUAAUGAAAUUGAAAAUAUAUCUUGAAUCAGCAACCCAA